Suricata suricatta (meerkat) is the source of this 2821-nucleotide messenger RNA. It is a transcript of the gene ZNF79, whose product is annotated as zinc finger protein 79. The record is from RefSeq and is a predicted model, not a curated record. Gene Ontology annotation, biological process: regulation of transcription by RNA polymerase II; positive regulation of reciprocal meiotic recombination. Lineage: Eukaryota; Metazoa; Chordata; Mammalia; Carnivora; Herpestidae. Bases 358 to 1860 code for a protein of 500 amino acids. Gene Ontology annotation, molecular function: RNA polymerase II cis-regulatory region sequence-specific DNA binding; histone H3K4 methyltransferase activity; DNA-binding transcription activator activity, RNA polymerase II-specific. The transcript is spliced from 5 exons. Gene Ontology annotation, cellular component: nucleus.
CUCUUCGGCGCGCGAGCUGGCUCUGGCGUCUAGCAAUGCCCGGGGCUAAGAUUUCUGAGCUCGCACUGGUAGCCGGGGGCGUUCUCGGGUAGCCGGCGGCGGCUUUCUCCACGCCGCCUUCUGCUUGAGACCAAGUCGGUGGUCGCGCCACAGGCUCCCCAGCCGCGAGUCGUGGCUGCCACUGGGGAGACAGGGACCCGGCCGGACAGGCCCGACUGGAGUUCCCAGGGCCAGACCCGGCGUCUGACGGCAGAAGCCGGAGAGGAGAGCCCAGCCCAGGGCGGGCAGAGCAGGCCUGCAGAGCGCGGCUGGGGCUCAGAGGACUGCCAGGAGGUGGUGGCGCGAGGUGGCAUCCAAAUGCUGGAGGAAGGAGAGCCGCCUUCUCCAGACCCUGGCCUUCCCCACGAGGAAACCGCAGGACACGAAGGCAUGACGGCUGGUCUCCUCCCGGCUGGGACCCAUGGAUCCACACCCUUUAGCAGUGUGGCUGUAGCUUUUACCCAGGAUGCGUGGAGGCACUUGAUCCCUGCUCCUAGGGACAGGUUCAAGGAGGGAAGCCCAGGAAACACCAGAAACUUGGUCCUGCUGGGACUUCCAGUUUCCCAGCCUGGCAUGAACUCCCAGUUGGAACAGAGGGAAGAAGGCCCGUGGGUGCUGGAGGGAGGAGGCCUGAGGAGCACCUGCCCUGACUGGAAGCUUAUGUCUGAAUCACCACCUGAGCAAGACAUUUCUGAAAAUUCAUUCCAAGACCCAAGCAGAGAGAUGCCCCCUGGGGAGUCAGACCCCAGGAACAGUGAGCUGGGGAAGAGCUUCAACCUGAGACCAGUCCUGUCUCCACAACAAGGAGUUCCUACAGAAGUGAGACCCCGGAAAUGGGGAGCACGUGCGGAGAGCUUCAGAGAGAACUCGGAUCUCACGAAGCCUCACAGAGCCAAACCGUAUACGUGCGGCGAGUGCGGCAAGGCCUUCAGUUACUGCUCCUCCCUGUCCCAGCACCAGAAGAGCCACACCGGCGAGAAGCCCUACGCGUGUAACGAAUGCGGGAAGGCUUUCAGCCAGAGCUCCUCUCUCGUCCAGCACCAGAGGAUCCACACCGGAGAGAAGCCUUACAAAUGCCGCCAGUGUGGCAGGGCCUUCAGCCAGAACGCCAACCUCACCAAGCACCAGCGAACCCACACCGGGGAAAAGCCCUACAGGUGCGGCGCGUGCGGGAAGGCCUUCAGUGACUGCUCAGCCCUCGUCCAGCACCAGCGGAUCCACACGGGCGAGAAGCCCUACGAGUGCGGCCACUGCGGGAAGGCCUUCCGCCACAGCGCCAACCUCACCAGCCACCAGAGGACGCACACGGGGGAGAAGCCGUACGCGUGCAGGGAAUGCGGGAAGGCCUUCAGUUACUGCGCCGCCUUCAUCCAGCACCAGAGGAUCCACACGGGCGAGAAGCCCUACCAGUGCGGCGCGUGCGGGAAGGCCUUCCGCCAGAGCGCGAACCUCACCAACCACCGGAGGACGCACACGGGCGAGAAGCCGUACCAGUGCGGCGCGUGCGGGAAGGCCUUCAGCCAGAGCACGAACCUCAUCAUCCACCAGAAGACCCACACCGGGGAGAAGCCCUAUAAAUGUAACGAGUGUGGCAAGUUCUUCAGUGAGAGCUCAGCCCUUAUCCGACAUCACAUCAUUCACACGGGAGAAAAACCCUACGAGUGCAGCGAGUGUGGGAAGGCCUUUAACCAGAGCUCCUCCCUAAGUCAGCACCAGAGAAUUCACACGGGUGUGAAACCCUACGGAUGUGCUCAGUGUGGGAAGGCCUUCAGGUGUAGUUCAGCGUUCAUUAGACAUCAGAGACUCCAUGCUGGGGAGUAACCAGAAAUACAGCCCAAAGUGGGUGGGGACCUGGCCGGCAUAGCAGGUAGCUGCAAAACCUCUGGAGACUAGGGCUUUUAUAGCUUGUGGCUCAGAGCACCUUCCAUAAAUCCCCCUUCUUUUACAUGUUGUAUGUGGAAGGGGUCAAGAGCGCUUCUUUUCUCUUCAGGAAGCAUAAACUACCCAAUUCAGAUUACAGUAGCUACGGGCCUUUGUUCAGUGAGCCAGGGUGCACGUGGAGAGCACUGCAGGAACCUUGGCUUAUUAAAGUGACCAGUUAGUGAAGGACUCCGUUCCUUCCUAAAGGCCAGCUAUAUGGGGAGGAUUAUCUGUGCGAAUAAGGGCUGUUAACCAAAGAACAGGGAUGAACAGUUUCUGAUGGGGCCAAAAGUGAUUUGGGGAAGUGAGGGGAAAAGACUAAGGCCCAGUACAUGCUACAGUCUCACCGAGGUAAGGGAAGACAUUACCUAGAAUGUUCAAGAUAGGAAAAUCUAGACAGGCCCAAUCUAUCUAGUUCCAGUGUUGGCUACUGCUACUAAAAACUACCCGGAGGGAAGAAUGGAGGCUAAAGGAGUCAGGAUGAAGCCAGUCGAACCCCUGAGCAAGGCGCAUCCCUCUCAAUGGAGAAGUGGGAGCACCCUGAAGCCCACCAUCUGUCUUCCCCUGGCUCACAGGCUGGUGGGUCCUGCACCUCUUCCUAGAGUAGGAACAGUUCCAUUUUCUUUAAAUCAAGACUUCUGUUGGCCUUUCUUCCUCCCUUGAAAGGUGCUGGGCCUGGCCUUUGUCUGCAUUUAUAAACCCUGGAGGUUUGGGGUUAGGUAAGCAUUGGGCCUGAGUCCAGGGCCUCUGGCUUAGGUUUCCUGGGGGACUUGGCACAGGUCUUCAGUGCUCCUGUAAUCCACUCCCUAAAGGCAGCUCUCCCGGUUCCUGUGGCGAUUAAAACCCACCUACUUUAAAAAAA